GCGAGUCCAGCCCCUUGCAUCCUCCCCCUGUGUACCUCCCUCCUCUUUUUUUCCUCCUUCUGCCAGCAUAAGCAGCUACCGCAGCACCUGAGCCGCUACAGCCGCUGGCUCAGGACAGCGCUAUGGCUGAGCCUGGUCUCAACCCUCAUCCCUCUGCCGGAGGCGGAGGAAGAACUGAAAGGCGCACAUCUCGGCUUAUGUGGCUGCUGCUCUGGGCUGGGACCACCGUCCAGGUGACCCUAGGAACCGGACCCGAGCUUCACGCCUGCAAAGAGUCAGAGUACCAUUAUGAGUACACGGCGUGUGAUAGUACCGGUUCCAGGUGGAGGGUCGCCGUGCCGCACACCCCAGGCCUGUGCACCAGCCUCCCCGACCCCGUCAAGGGCACCGAGUGCUCUUUCUCUUGCAAUGCCGGAGAGUUUUUGGAUAUGAAGGACCAGUCCUGCAAGCCCUGCGCAGAGGGCCGCUACUCCCUUGGCACUGGCAUCCGGUUUGAUGAGUGGGAUGAGUUGCCUCAUGGUUUUGCCAGCCUCUCGGCCAACUUGGAAGUCGAUGACAGCAUCUCUGCGUCCACGGAGAACUGCACUUCGUCCAAGUGGGUUCCCCGGGGAGACUACAUCGCUUCCAACACAGACGAAUGCACAGCCACUCUGAUGUAUGCCGUCAACCUGAAGCAGUCUGGCACAGUUAACUUUGAGUACUACUACCCGGACUCCAGCAUCAUCUUUGAGUUUUUUGUCCAGAAUGACCAGUGCCAGCCCAAUGCUGAUGACUCCAGGUGGCUGAAAACUACGGAGAAAGGAUGGGAAUUCCACAGUGUUGAGCUAAACAGAGGGAAUAAUGUCCUCUAUUGGAGAACCACAGCUUUCUCAGUGUGGUCCAAAGUGUCCAAGCCUGUGCUUGUGAGAAACAUUGCUAUAACAGGGGUGGCUUACACUUCAGAAUGUUUCCCCUGCAAGCCUGGCACAUAUGCCGCCAAGCAGGGCUCCUCUUUCUGCAAGCUUUGCCCAGCCAACUCUUACUCAAAUAAAGGAGAAACUUCUUGCCAUCCAUGUGACGCUGACAAAUACUCAGAAAAAGGAUCUUCCACCUGCAAAGUGCGCCCACCCUGCACAGACAAGGAUUAUUUCUAUACCCACACAGCCUGUGAUGCUAACGGAGAGACACAGCUCAUGUACAAAUGGGCCAUGCCAAAAAUCUGUGGUGAGGACCUGGAGGGAGCAGUGAAGCUGCCCGCCUCUGGGGUGAAGACCCGAUGCCCACCCUGCAACCCAGGCUUCUUCAAAACCAACAACAGCACCUGCGAGCCCUGCCCCUACGGCUCCUACUCCAAUGGCUCUGAUUGUGCCCACUGCCCAGCAGGAACGGAGCCUGCAGUGGGAUUUGAGUACAAAUGGUGGAACACGCUGCCCUCCAACAUGGAAACUACUGUUCUCAGCGGAAUCAACUUUGAGUACAAAGGCCUGACAGGCUGGGAGGUGGCUGGUGACCACAUUUACACAGCUGUUGGAGCCUCAGACAACGACUUCAUGAUUCUCACUCUAGUUGUGCCAGGAUUUAGACCUCCACAGUCAGUGAUGGCAGACACAGAGAACAAAGAGGUGGCCAGAAUCACAUUUGUCUUCGAGACCAUCUGUUCUGUGAACUGUGAGCUCUACUUCAUGGUGGGCAUGAAUUCUAGGACCAAUACUCCCGUGGAGACGUGGAAAGGCACCAAAGGCAAACAGUCCUACACCUACACCAUCGAGGAGAACGCUACCGUGAGCUUCACGUGGGCCUUCCAGAGGACCACUCUUCAUGAAACCGGCAGAAAGUACACUAAUGAUGUUGCCAAGAUCUACUCCAUCAACGUCACCAACGUCAUGGGCGGUGUGGCCUCCUACUGCCGUCCCUGUGCCCUAGAAGCCUCUGAUUUGGGCUCCUCCUGCACCUCUUGUCCUGCUGGCCAUUACAUUGACCGAGAUUCUGGAACUUGCCACCUCUGCCCGCCUAACACCAUCCUGAAAGCUCACCAGCCUUAUGGUGCACAGGCCUGUGUGCCCUGUGGCCCAGGGACCAAGAACAACAAGAUCCACUCUCUCUGCUACAGUGACUGCACCUUCUCCAGAAACACUCCCACCAGGCUUUUCAACUACAACUUCUCAGCGUUGGCAGGCACUGUCUCGCUGGCAGGAGCGCCCAGCUUCACUUCCAAAGGGCUGAAGUAUUUCCAUCAUUUCACCCUGAGUCUCUGUGGAAACCAGGGGAAAAAAAUGUCCGUGUGCACAGACAACGUCACUGACCUCCGGAUCCCUGAGGGUGAGGCCGGCUUCUCCAAGUCCAUCACAGCCUACGUCUGCCAGGUGGUCAUCAUCCCCUCCGAGGUGACGGGCUACAAGGCUGGGGUGUCCUCACAGCCAGUCAGCCUCGCUGACCGGCUUAUUGGGGUGUCGACAGACAUGACUUUGGAUGGAAUCAUCUCCCCGGCUGAACUUUUCCACCCAGAGACCUCAGGGAUCCCGGAUGUAGUCUUCUUUUUCAGAUCCAAUGAUGUGACUCAGUCCUGCAGUUCUGGAAGAUCAACCACCAUCCGCCUCAGAUGCAACCCAAUGAAAGCUGCUCCUGGCACUCUGCAGCUACCCAGCAUGUGCUCUGAUGGGACCUGCGAUGGCUGUAAUUUCCAUUUCCUGUGGGAGAAUGUGGCUGCCUGUCCACUCUGCUCAGCCUCUGACUACCACACUUUUGUCAGCAGCUGUGUGGCUGGGAUCCAGAAGACUACGUACAUGUGGCGAGAACCAAAGAUGUGCUCUGGGGGCAUCUCCCUGCCUGAGCAGAGAGUCACCAUCUGCAAAACGAUAGAUUUCUGGUUGAAAGUGGGCAUCUCCGCUGGCACCUGCACUGCCAUCCUGCUCACCGUCUUGACCUGCUACUUUUGGAAGAAGAAUCAAAAACUGGAAUACAAGUACUCCAAACUGGUGAUGAAUGCUACCCUCAAGGACUGUGACCUGCCAGCAGCGGACAGUUGUGCCAUCAUGGAAGGGGAGGAUGUGGAAGAUGACCUCAUCUUUACCAGCAAGAAGUCACUCUUUGGGAAGAUCAAAUCCUUUACUGCCAAGCCGCCAGCUCCUGUCGCCAUCUCUCUUUCAGAGGACCCCUGAUGGAUUCGACUCGGUGCCGCUGAAGACGUCUUCAGGAGGCCCAGACAUGGACCUGUGAGAGGCCCGGGUCCUGCCUCGCCCGCCUCUCAUCUGGGCGCAUCACCCCGCUGCUGGGAAUCUCUUCAUCGUGGCCUUAUGGGAAGUUUGGAUUUCAGACCCUUGUUUUUUAUAGAGUACCCAAACCUUUCUCUCUGCUUGCCUCAGACCUACCAAAUAUACCCACACUUUGUGUUUCGUUUCCUUGCUUGUAUCUUGUGUCCUAAAAUAGUUCACACACACACACACACACACACACACACACACACACACACCCCGAGCCAUACUCUCCUUUGCUCAUAACUCUUAUAGCUCUGAAGUGAAAAUAGUUCCUUUUGAAGUAUAGGACUGACUUCUGGCCUCCCGUUUGAGGGCAGGCACAGCUCAAAGUUUUCUUGGUCAGAUAAAGGCUUUCGACUCACGAUCUCUUUAGGAGAGAGGCUGGGUGAGGGAAGGCUGGAGACGGACAGUCUUCCCAGCAGCCUGGGUUCAUUCCUUCUGGGUAGUGAGCUUGAACAGGGAGCAGUGGACAGUGUGGGGACAAGGUGAGUCGAAGCCCGUGUAAGAAAAGACUGGGAAAAAAACACAAAGGCAAGAAAGAAGGGAUUUUGUUUGUUCUAUUUUAUAACCUGAAACCUCAUUUCCUUCUCUUAAGUGAUAAAUAUUCUCACUAAAGGCAAAGGAGAUUAUUUAUUUAUUUAUCAAGAACUUGCCCAAAGCCCUAGUAGACCUAUUCUCCACAGCUGAUUUUUUUUUUUUUUAAAUGUCCCUUCCAUCUCCUUAGGACACUAGAAAGAACCAGGUAAGUCGAGCUUUAUCUUCUAUGGACUUCACUGGGAGAUAGUAAACACUUGCCAGCGAGGAACCGCCCAUCCGUGAGCACCUCAGUCCUAGGGCAUCAUGGGAUGCAGCAUCUUAUUUGGAAAGAACACAGGAGGCCAGGGUUUUAAUGGGUGGUACUAGGGACUCCAGCCCACGAUGACAUGGACCAGUUAUGGUCAUGAUAUCUGCUAGGUCACAGAGGUACUAACUUGUAGACUGCCCAGGAAGGGACUGCAUGCAAGGCAGAUACUGACCAGUCUUCAGGGAGGAAAACCAGGGAUGUUUUAAAGGUCUGCACCCAACUGAGGGACUCGUCACCCCGGCCUCUGUCCUAUCCUCGUUUCCACUGUGCACUAAAACUCUAAAAGACUCCGGGCCUCCAUUUCUGGUGACACCCCUUUGAAAGGUGAGUAGACUAGGUGCCGUCUCACAGACAGAGUGGGUUUCUUCUGCCCAUCUCCUCAUUUUACUCAGCUAUAAUUGAUGAAGUAUCUAGAAUAGAAAAAAAACAGAAAAUUUUCCACUUGACUUUUUCUUCCUGCUCCUGGGAAUUCUACCUCUUUCAUCCCAUGCCAGAAUGGCCAUCCCUUGGUUGAGCUCCAGUUCCUCAUGGUCUACACCUGUGCCCUUUCCCCAGUGACAGGUGAUUGGCAUAAAACAGAGAGGCAUUUCUGAGUGGUUUGUCAGCCAAAAAAAGCGGCUUGCUCAUCUGCUACUCAUGGCUGCCCUGGUGAUGGUUUCUAAGAAUCAGAAAGAAAUGAAGCUAUGCCAUGACUUCUGACCAUCAGAGGCAUCCACAGUGACUAAACAUAAAAACUUUUCUUUGGGUAUCCAACCUGUCCCUGAUUGUGUGAUUCUCAGGCCUUGACCAUGCUGGAAUUGUCUUGAGUGGAUAUGUACACAUAGGCCAUGAACUCAUGGCUAGUCUCCUGCAGCCUCUUGGGUUUCUGUGGUGAAGACCACAGGAGAUAACUUAGACUAUUCUGUAAGAAGUAGAAAAAAAGUUCAUCUCUUUGGACUUCUUAUUAGGAUCUCUUAGAAUUGAGUACCCCAACCCCAAGCAUCCUCAGACUGCACUGAUUGUAUGAUAGCAUUUUUAGGAUCUCUCCUCUACUCCUUACUGGGGUGCUUCCUAAAGGAAGAGGGUCACCUGUCACUUCUCUAGCAGUUCAGCAACUUCAGAUAAUUUCAGUAGCUCUACUAAUAUAUAAUUUACAGACUGCAUAAGUCACCCUUUCAAAACAUACAAUUCAGUGACUUAGUUUUCUGUGCUGAAGAUGAACCCCAGGGCUUCUCACAUGCUAGGCAAAGAGCUCUACCACCGAGCUACAUCACUGGCCAUGAACAUACAGUUUAGGACAGACACAUUAGCCCUUGAGCCAGGCCUGUGGUAGCUUGCAUAAGUUUUAGGGGCAGAGCAUUGGCUCAGAAGAUAGUGUGUAAACUCCAUAUGGAUAUCUAGAAUCCUAAAUGAUAAUUUCAUCCUGCAGUCAUCCCUGUAUUUGGCUGGGAAUACAAAUGAAGAUUGUGGUAUAUCUAAGGACCAGGGGAUUUCUUAUGCCAUCAAAACUUUUUUUUUUGUCUAACUCUAUAUUAAAGCUAAAAUUGACUAUAUUUAUAUAACAGAAGCUUUGUAAAAGAUUUUUCAGCUUUGUGAAAUCAUAUUGGUGUCUCAUCAGGAUGGGUUGGAUUUCCUUUUUAUUCUGUAUCCCAUGCAUUUAUAGUUUGUUAGGGAUGGGUGUUGCAUGUCAUUUUUUUAAAAAUAAAAACAUACCUUUUGAA
Messenger RNA from Peromyscus californicus insignis, 5777 nucleotides. RefSeq names its product endosome-lysosome associated apoptosis and autophagy regulator 1 (gene Elapor1). The record is from RefSeq and is a predicted model, not a curated record. Lineage: Eukaryota; Metazoa; Chordata; Mammalia; Rodentia; Cricetidae. Gene Ontology annotation, cellular component: late endosome; lysosome; extracellular exosome. Gene Ontology annotation, biological process: autophagosome assembly; positive regulation of vacuole organization. The transcript is spliced from 22 exons. The coding region runs from base 123 to 3137 and encodes 1004 amino acids.